CCUCCACGGCCGAUCGCCAUGUCCAACUUUUACAACUCGCAGCAGCCCAACCAGGGCUAUCCCAACCAGGGAUACCCCAACCAGGGAUACUCCAACCAGGGAUACUCAAACCAGGGAUACCCCCCGCAGCAGAGCUACUCCCCGGGCUCGAAUGCACCGCCCGUCUAUCACUCGGGCUACGAGUCCACCCAUGCACCUCUCAUCAACCCCAAAUACACCACCGCCGGAUCGCCGUUGCCCUCCAAAAUCGUCGAGACCCGCCGAUGGAAUGACCUGUGGGCCGCCCUGCUGUUCAUUCUCUGUCUGGCCGCCUUUGCCUAUGCCGCCUACCUGGGCGUCCCCAAGACGCUGGCGUCGUUCCAACCCGGCCAAGUCACCUCGGCGCGGGGCUUCACGCUGGCCCUCACCGCCUCUCAAAUCGCCUAUCCCAUCGCCAUUCUGCUGGCCGUUUCGGUUGUCCUCACCUUCCUGUGGUUCAUCCUGAUCCAGGCAUUCCCCCGCCAGAUGAUCAAGAUCUCGUACUGGGCCUCGUGCUUGAUGCUCGUCGCCACCGGUGUCUACGUCAUCAUCCUUGGCGGAACAACCAACAUCGUCAUUGGCGUCGUGAUCCUCUUGGUUGCGGCCUUGUAUGCCUGGUCGUACGUGGUCAUCCGAUACAAGAUUCCGUUCGCCUCGAUCAUGCUUGAGACCACCACUUCGAUCUCUCGCCAGUUCCCGGCCACAAUUCUGGCAGGCUUCAUCGGCAUGGUCAUCACCAUUGGCUUUAUGAUUGUCUGGUUCAUCACCGUCUAUGGCAUCAACUUGAUUCUGUCCAACUCCAACUCGACCGUCACUACAUCCACGGGCCAAGUCAACACCGGCGGCAUCGCCACCUACGCCGGCAUCGGCAUUGUGUUCGUGUUCAUGCUCUACUGGACUCUCCAGGUCGUCCAGAACACCGUCCACGUCACCUGCUCGGGCCUCUUUGCAACCGUCUACUUUACCGGCACCGAGAUUCCCGGAUCCAAGAAGAUCCACGUCCCUGUUCCGCAUCCCACCAUGAGGGCGGCCGGCUAUGCGCUCACCACCAGCUUUGGCUCGGUCUGCUACGGCUCGCUGCUGAUUGCCAUCAUCCAGACGCUCCGAUACCUUGCUCGCAUGGCCGAGCGCGACGCUGCCCAGGACGGCAACUGGAUUCUCUGCCUUUUGAUGUGCUGCAUCCAGUGCAUCCUGGCUUGUCUGGAGGACAUCCUCAACUACUUCAACCACUACGCGUUCACCCAAGUUGCUAUCUACGGAAAGAACUACUGCGAAGCUGCCAAAUCCACUUGGAACCUGUUUGUGGAGCGUGGCUUCGAGGCGAUCAUCAACGACAACCUGGUGGACAACGUCAUUAGCCUCGGCGGCCUCUGUGUCGGCGUCCUGAGCGCCCUCGUUGCCUUCUUCAUCGUCGACAUUGACAAGACCAUUCCCCAGACCACCGGCUACUACAUCGCCUACUGCGUCGUUGGCUUCCUCCUCGGCGCCUCGUGCUUCUACUCCAUGAUGAGUGUCGUCACCUCGGGUGUCUCGGCCACCUUUGUGUGCAUUGCCGACGAGCCCGCGACGAUGGAGAAGCUCAAGCCCGAGCUCUUUGAGAGACUGAGAGCCACCUGGCCCGACAUUUCCUGGCCCAUCCAGCGCGUGUGAGCGAGCCAACCGUCACCCUCGACGCCUCCAAGUGUACCUUUUUUCUUUUCGAGUAACCCCAAAACAUGUUUGAGAAUAUAGUUGUUUCAGAAACAUA
Messenger RNA from Polychytrium aggregatum, 1765 nucleotides. Its product is annotated as plasma-membrane choline transporter-domain-containing protein. Gene Ontology annotation, biological process: transmembrane transport. The record is from RefSeq and is a predicted model, not a curated record. The transcript is spliced from 7 exons. Lineage: Eukaryota; Fungi; Chytridiomycota; Chytridiomycetes; Polychytriales. Bases 19 to 1668 code for a protein of 549 amino acids. Gene Ontology annotation, molecular function: transmembrane transporter activity. Gene Ontology annotation, cellular component: plasma membrane.